GCUUGUUGUGUUUGGGGGCUGUGCUUUGAGCCUUCUCCGAACUUGCAACAUCAACAGCAAGCGGCCGCGUCGUCGAAGCAGUGUCGGCGGCAAUCGUAGCAACAGCAGACACAGUCGGGCACUACUGGCGGUCGCACCAGCUCGGGUGCGAUACUCCCACGUCCACGUAUAACCCUGACUCACGCUCUCCGGUGCCAAAUUUCGUGACAUGAUAUCUGCAUGCGGUCGGUUGUUCACACAACGUCUGUGAUGCGGUGAAUUCAAAGGAAGCUCACGCUCGACGCAGGCUCUCUCAAAGGUCCGUUCGUGAAGCUCGUUGGGGUGUGGAGGAGGAGAGCGAAAACAUUAACUUAUCGCGGCAAGCUGUCGAUUGAACUUUCUCAGGCUCCAGAGACCGCCCUCUGCAAUCAUGUCGCAUUGGAAAUCUCAGCUUGACAACUACCAUGGCUCGGUCAUGUUACAACCCGUCGCUCAAAUGGUCGGUGUGCAAGUGGACAAGCUCAACUUUCUCUUGGCCGGAUUCUCAUCUAUAGGACUCGGCUAUCUUUACAGUAAAGCAUUGCCUGUAGGUGUUGCAUCAGUGGCCACUAGGAAGGCCAGCCUCAUUGUACUUGGUCUGUCGAUCCUUUAUUUCUGCUACGGGCGAGACGUUCUACACGUGAUCGCCGAAGCCAUUCUCGGCUAUGUCCUCAUGAGAACCAUUCCGAUAUCGAAGCUACCCCAAUUCACCUUGAUGGCUGCCUUGGGUUAUCAGUCGAUCUGCCACGUAAUUCGUCAGUACAUUGAUCCCGACGGAUACACGAUCGACAUUACCGGCGCGAUCAUGAUGCUCACGCAGCGCUUGAGCACGCUCGCGUUCAGCCUCCGAGACGGGGCGCAGCCCGAGGGCACAACGGAGGAGCAGAAAAGAGACGCCGUCAAGGAGCAGCCCGAUGCGCUCUCUUACUUCGCCUACAUGUUCGAUUUCCACGAAAUACUCGCCGGACCCCUAAUCUCGUACAACGAGUUCCUGCGGAUCGCCGAAGGCAGGAACCUCCGAGCCGACAAACCACCCCCCUCACCCCACCGAGAAGUUCUCAGAAAGGUUUUAUACGUUGUAAUCAACGCAAUGCUCAUUUUAUUCGCGGUGCCAAAAUUGACCGAGACAGAACUCCUAUCCGAGUGGUACGGUGCGCUGCCUCUCCUCAAGAAGGUAUUCUACCUCACGCUGUUCAGCUUUCUAAGCCGUGCUCAGUAUUACCUCGUUUGGAAAAUGUCGGAAGCGGUUUGCAACUCAUCCGGUUACGGAUACUAUGUGACACCUGAAGGAGAGGAAAAAUGGGACGGCGCGGACAACAUCCGCAUCUUCAAGCUCGAGACCGCACCAAGUCUCAAAGUGGUCCUCGACAAUUGGAACGUGUCCACACAGCGAUGGCUCAAGCACGUUUGCUACGAUCGGAAGGUAGAAUCGAAAACUGUGAUGACGUUUUUCAUAUCAGCUGUCUGGCACGGCUUCUAUCCGGGUUAUUUCUUGGCGUUCAUGACGUGCUCCCUCUUUGUAACGGCGUCGCGAAAAAUGCGUCGUUGUAUACGACCGCGGGUGGUCAAGGGUCCUGGGAGUCAGUUCCUUUAUGAUGUGGUGACGUUCGUGUUCUCGUCGGCGUUUCUGGCGUAUACGACGAUGCCCUUCGUAUUGCUUCAAUUCGGCAAGGCGGUGCACGUGUGGCGCGAGGUGUACUUCUUCGGGCACGUGUUGGCCUUGUUAGCGUUCGCCGUCCCCUAUGUACUGCCGCCAGUCAGACAAACGACUACGGACUCAAAAUCAACGAACGGGAAAUCGCACUGAUAUGUGGUCAGAUUGACUAUGCAGAAACCUCGCGAAAUAUGUUCAAUUUCGAUACUAUACAAUUGUACAGUUUGUUACAGCAUAGUGCUCGCUUAAUAUUUAUUCAUUAAGGGAGGAUCCCGUAGUGGAUCUGUUGCUAGAUGACAGCGGAAGCGAUGCUUGAUAAUGCGAUCCGAGAGCAGAAAAGAACACCGAUAAUAAAAAGGCACUCAGUCAGAGAA
This is a messenger RNA of Galendromus occidentalis (western predatory mite), 2046 nucleotides long. Its product is annotated as lysophospholipid acyltransferase 1. Gene Ontology annotation, biological process: lipid modification. The record is from RefSeq and is a predicted model, not a curated record. Gene Ontology annotation, molecular function: acyltransferase activity. NCBI's taxonomy places the organism in Eukaryota, Metazoa, Arthropoda, Arachnida, Mesostigmata, Phytoseiidae. The transcript is spliced from 2 exons. Gene Ontology annotation, cellular component: membrane. The coding region runs from base 410 to 1825 and encodes 471 amino acids.